Molecule: messenger RNA, 6388 nt
Organism: Pangasianodon hypophthalmus (striped catfish)
Lineage: Eukaryota; Metazoa; Chordata; Actinopteri; Siluriformes; Pangasiidae
Product: DENN domain-containing protein 4B
Exons: 29
Coding region: 491-4957 (1488 amino acids)
Biological process (GO): regulation of Rab protein signal transduction
Cellular component (GO): cytoplasmic vesicle
Molecular function (GO): protein binding
Source: RefSeq, a predicted model, not a curated record
GCUAUUUAAAGUAGAACAUGUUACCGUGUUACUGUGGGCAGUGUGUGAGUGAAGCUGGAUCUCCUCCUGGCCUGCAGGUGUCGCUGUGAUGUUUCAGCAGCGCCUCCUACGGCUAGAAACCAGCAGCGCUCUGUCGUAUUUGCCUUUUAAUAUAGUCUAUGUAGUGGCUGUUGCUUUUUUUUUUUUAAACUUGGUGCUGGCUGAACACUGUAGGAACUGUGCUAACUGUACGGUCGCGUAGCGUCAUCACGGAAACCCCGGCUGUUUUUCUUCCUCGGGCGGAAUAGCAGUGAGCGCGUCAGUGAGCGCGUCAGUGAGCGCCUCGUCCUCGCACAGCGGCUCUCAGCCCGUGUUGUGGUGCUCGGGGUUCAGGAGCGGCCGAAUGGACGAGCCUGGCUUCAGCAUGACCUAACCCUCCCCGGAGAUGUCACUGAACACCGCGCUGUGUCCCUUCCCAGCACAGGUCAAGUGUGGUGGGUAGAUAGGCGGUAUGACUGAGGAGAAAUGUCCUCAGUUGGUGGAUUAUUUUGUGGUGGCGGGGCUGGCGGGCGACUCGGCUCCGCCAGACGAGGAAUGUCAGCAGAGAGGAGGCCGUGGCAUGGAGCCCAUCAGCGACCUGGCUGUGAUCGCCCGUGGCCUUGGAGAAGAGGUGCCUGAGGGCUUCACAUGCAUCGAGAGGACGCUGGGGGGCCACCCAGCUGAGCUCAGCGCCGGCCUUAUCAACAACCCACACAUGUUCCUCUGCUACCGGCGCAGCCAUGACAAACCACCCAUUGUGGAGCUCGGUGUGCUGUAUGAUGGGAAAGAGGCAGUGAAGCAGGGUUGGCAUGUGAUUGAGACAACGCCGUACAGCCGCUGUGCCAGUCUGAGCUCAGGCGGCCCUGGCACCCAUAAGACGUUCCUCAUGUACCGGCGCGCCCCCGACUCACAGGCCCUGAACACCCUGGGGGUGACUGAUAUCUCAUUUCUCAUGCCCAGCAAGGGAGAAGCAGCACCACACACCUUCUGCAAAGUGGACAAGAACCUGAACACUGGCAUGUGGGGCCCGGCGCUGUACCUGUGCUAUAAGCGGGCUGUAGCGAAAGCCAACGCCCUGGUGUAUGAGGCAGGUCUGAUCAGCCGCUACCCUGAGGAAGAUCUUGAGUCAUUUGCGUUGCCAGACUCUGUCCCUGUCUUUUGUCUGCCCAUGGGUGUCACUGUAGAGAGCUGGCCACUCAAUACCAAGUACCAGCUCCCUGUCUUCUCCACCUUUGUCCUCACCACCGCAUCUGGAGAUAAGGUGUAUGGAGCUGCUAUCCAGUUUUACGAGGCAUACCCACGGGAGGCUUUGACUGAAAGGCAGCGGGUGCGGCUCGGGUUGGUCAGUGUUGUGGACCGCCGACCCAUCACCAACCGCAUGGUGCAGGUGAAGAAGAGCGUGUGUGUGCUCUCCCACUGGCCGUUCUUCACCGUCUUCCAGAAGUUUCUCACCUUCAUCUAUCGUUACUCCAUCUCUGGACCUCAUGUGCUGCCCAUUGAGAAGCAUAUCUCCAGUUUCAUGCACAACGUGCCCUUCCCUUCACCACAGCGACCACGCAUUCUGGUACAGCUGUCUCCAUAUGACAACCUCCUACUGUGCCAGCCAGUGUCCUCGCCCUUACCCCUGAGUGGCGCCAGCUUUGUGAAACUUCUGCAGAAUCUGGGGCCGGAGAACGCAUGUACCCUGCUGUUGGCUGUUCUCACUGAGCACAAGCUGCUGCUACAUUCCCUCCGGCCAGAUGUGCUGACCUCCGUCAGUGAAGCCCUGGUGUCGAUGACGUUUCCGUUGCGUUGGCCCUGUCCGUACAUCCCACUGUGCCCGCUACGGUGUGCAGAUGUGCUGUGUGCCCCAAUGCCCUUCAUCGUGGGUGUUCACUCCAGCUAUUUUGACCUGUACGACCCUCCUUCAGAUGUGGUGUGUGUGGACCUUGACACCAACACCAUAUUCCAAUCAGAAGACAAGAAACCCUUGUCGUGGAAAUCUUUACCCAGGAAACACGGAAAAAUCCUGCUCAGCUCACUCACCCACCUGCACAAAACUCUGGAGAAAAUCUGUACCCCUGGUCACGAAGAGGCGACCCUGGAAUUCUUGCUGACAGAUUAUGAUCUGAUCUACGGGCGUCAAAAGCAGCUGGAGUUGGAGAUUCAGGAGGCCUUCCUGCGCUUUAUGAGCUGCCUCUUAAGAGGCUAUCGUUCUUACCUCCUGCCCAUCACCCAGGCUCCCUCUGACAGAACCACUGACUGCAGCUCCCUCUUCAAUUUGCAGGGUUUUUUAAAAUCUCGAGAUCGGACACAGCAGAAGUUUUAUUCCCACCUCACCAAGACUCAGAUGUUCACGCAGUUUAUAGAGGAGUGCUCCUUUGUCAGCGACAGACACGCAUGCCUUGAAUUCUUUGACGAGUGUGUUCAGAAGGUGGAUGUGGAGAAGCCGGAAGAGGUGAGGCUGAUAGAUCUUGAUGAGACUCACAGUGGAGAGCACACAGUGUUUAUAAUGCCACCAGAGGAGCCUCAAGAAUCUGACGGCUCUGAAUGCCCUGCACUCUACAGCUAUGAGACGUUUCCUAUUCUUAAUCCUGAGUUGUUUGACCGGCCUCAGGAUCAGCUCCGUACCACAGCGAAGGGAAGUGCCCCCAACAGUCCCGCUCCUCGCCGUACCAAACAGGAGAUCAAGCUGGCACAGAAAUGUGCACAGAAGUACUCUGCAGUACCAGACAUGUGGUCCAAGUGUCUGCUGGGCCACUGUUAUGGUCUGUGGUUCAUCUACCUGCCCACAUUUGUCCGGGCUGAGAGUACCAAGGUGCGGGCACUGCACACUGCCUAUGAGGUGCUCAAGCACAUGGAGACACGGAAGGUGGUGCUGCCUGAUGAGGUGUGCUACAGGAUUCUAAUGCAGCUGUGUGGGCAGUAUGGGCAGCCAGUGCUUGCUGUCAGGGUCUUGCUGGAGAUGAAGAAAGCAGGAAUCACUCCUAACACCAUCACGUACGGGUACUACAAUAAGGCUGUACUGGAGAGCAAGUGGCCAUCCACCAAUCAGGGAGGUCGCCUUCGAUGGGCCAAGCUUCGCAACGUUCUUUUGGCUGUGGCACAGUUCAGACAACCAAUCAAACACAGGCAAAAGAGUGACUCUGUUAGCUCAAAACAAGGUAGCUCCAACUGUAAUCUUCUCCCGCACUCCACUCUCACACGCCAGACCAGCUGGAGUGGUUUGAGUGAAAGUUCAAGCCAUGAAUCAUUGACUGGUCCCAUCACUAAGAGCAACAGUCUAAGCAGUAUGCGACCUGACAAAUCUAAGUUAGCUAGGAAAGCAAUGCUACAAAACAAAAGCACUGAUGACCCUGCCUCCCGCAAACCUCCCAUUGGUCCUCGGGAUAUGGUUACACCCUCCCCAGUUCCGCCUGAUGACCAUGUUAGAGUGCGACGGAGUGAUGUCUGCUUGUCCACCUUUUACAAGGAGUGUGCAGAGCCAGAUACAGACUGCAGGUGCCAGCCGACUGAGAGAGAUGGCAGACCUGCAGAGCAGCGGGAAACGCUUAAUCGCAAGGCUGUAGAUGAGAACUACAAUAACGUGUUGUCCCCGAGUCGUGGACUGGCAGGUAAACUGCAGCAGCUUCUCACACCAACGCGUCACCGGAACUCAUCACGCCGAGCAGCCAGUGUGGACGAACGGCGGCCUGCUACUAACGGCCCGUCACGCAAAUCAUCUGAACAGAGACAGUCUCGCAAAUCACAUGUGGCCGAGACACUGCUGAAAGCCAAAGAGCGACUCUACAAUGCCACCUCAGAGAGCUCAUUGUCUGUGGGCAGUGACAUUGACCUGACAGACCCUCCAAAUUCUGGGUUUUCACUCAGGAAGUCAUGGGAUUCUACACAGGAAGGGGCAGGGCUUGAGGUGUCGAUGUCAAGCUGUACUCUUUGCCGGAGCUGUAACUCAUUGGUGUAUGAUGAGGAGAUCAUGGCAGGCUGGACAUCUGAUGACUCCAAUCUUAACUCUAGCUGCCCGUUUUGCUCAGCAACCUUCGUACCACUGCUUAAUGCAGAGAUCUGUGACCUUGGGCCUGUCAGCAGCAGUCAGUAUCGCAGUAACUGGAACAUGGAGGAUGAAGUGGAGAGUGCAGUGAGGCCCCCUAGUGGUCAUGAUGGCAUUCAGCAACAUCUGUAUAAUGGUGUGACUGAGCAUGACUCCAGUUCAGAGACCAGCACAUACUCUGAAAACAGCAGUAACACUCUAAGCUCAUCUUUGGGUGGCACCCCUCAGGUGACAGUGGCGUACCUGAGCCCUCUAGUCUUGCGGAAGGAACUGGAAAGUCUUUUGGAGAACGAGGGAGAGAGUGUUCUCUCUCAGGUCCAGUUACUGGACAGCCACUCCAUCCUCUUCUGGAAUCUAGUGUGGUACUUCACUCGCCUUGGCCUCCCCAGCAAUCUGCUGCAACUGGUGCGGGCCUCUCCGCUAGCUUCACAGAUUUCACAGAGCCCCGAGAGUACUUCAGUAAGGGUGAGGUUACUGUGGGACACGUUGACGCCUGAUACGGAUUACUGGCCUCCUCUCUAUGUGCUCUGGAGAAUACACAGUGGCGUGCCGAUGCGUAACUUUGCGUGGCGCAGACACAACCACCCCUUCACGCUGAGCUUUUUGGAGGAAAUCCUGCGCUGUGUCGGUAUGAAUGAGGUACACAAGGCCAUCACGUUCUUCCUGGAAACCAUCGCCAAGCAACCAGGCACUCCCCGGAUACAGAGGAGUUUGUACAGGGAAUUUCUGUUCCUUACUUUGGCUGCUAUGGGCAAAGACCAUGUUGCUGCUUUUGACAAGAGGUACAAGGCGGCCUAUGCCAAGCUGAGUAGUUCCGUGGGCCGAGAGGAGCUGAGGAGGAAGAGAGCUCAGCCACCCAGCCCCAAAGCUGUGGAUUGCAGGCGCUGUUUCCUAGUGCCCCUGGACUGCUGAGGGUCGACACACACUCUCGCUCCACAGCUGGGACACUCCUCUCUCUCAGUGGCUGCCUCCUGCAGUUAUCCCUCCAAAGUCAGUCCUAACUGGGCCUUUAUUUCAUCAAGUCUCACACGUCUCCAUAUAACCAUCCGUGGACUGUUGUUCUGAAGCCCUUCUUCUCCUGUCGCUCUGCAGCUUUAGGCACGUGGUACUUACAGUAGAACUCAUGGGGCGAGAUAACUAUUCUCUUUGGCCAAGAAUGGGUUAUCCUGUUCAUUUUUUAUUUUGUUUUCAGUUGCCGCAGUUAAUUUUAAUGGGGCUUGUCUGACCAGAUGUUUCUAUUUGUCGUACAGCAGAAAUUUAGACAUUCACCGCUGGGCUGAGUCCUCUCUUUGCCAAGUAACUAAACCAGACACUGCAGUCAUGCUUCAGUGGCAUUCUGAUCUAUGCAUUGAGCAGAUCAUCAUUAUACCAGCAUCACAAUAUGUACCCUUUUUUUUUUUUUUUUAAACAGACAAGGCCUCGUCAUCCCAUUACUCCUUAAGAGUUCUGUAAUCCUGCCUUUGUGAUGUGUGUGUGUGUGUGUGUGUGUGUGUGUGUGUGUGAUUAUAGCUUACCAGACAGCCUCCAUUUAAAAAUCCUUUAAGUUCCGUUUUCUUAAAGCCUCUCUCUAUGAUAGGUCUUAUUGACUUCUGCUACUUGUGCUUAGCUGAACCUCUGGUGAUUAGGCUGUGAGAGAGGAACACUCAGUGCAUGAGAUCCACCACAACACUGGGAUGAAACUUCACACUGACGGCCACUGAAGAGGAGGAAGGACUCCAAAUGGGGGCUACAGUGUGGUACGGACUGAAUCUGGGAUGUUUGAGGGCAUUCAGCUCUUCUGAAAACAGGAGAAGAGAGGUGAUGGGUCUAACAGGCAACCCAAAAAAAUGCACUGAAGACUGAAUGCCUGGGUACAAUGCAAUGGAGUGCAGUAUAUGAGGAACCCUGCUAAAGACUUGUAACCAAAAGACUAUCUAAUUGGAAUUUACCUCCUUUUUUGUUUUGUUUUGUUAUUUUGUUUUACUUGUUUGCAGUCUGAUUUUAUUGUUUUAAACAUAUGGAAUGUUCAUAUGAGCCUUGCUGAUGUGUGUGUUCAGCUUUCAGUCAUCCAGAUGUUUAUUGAGCAAAAAAAAAAGCAUUAGAUUUUCCAUUUUCCCAUGUUUAAACCCAACCCUAGCUCUCCUAUAAACCCUAACCCAUGAGACGCUGUACAACACGGAAAAACACAUCUAUAAACAACACAGUUAUCCAGCCUGAAACACACUGAGUUGUCUCCACCUCCUGGACUUUUGGUUUGGCUCCGCCCAGGCAGAAGGAACUGGAUCUGCUCUGACUCCACCUCAUGGACUUCUGGUUCUGCAACGAGGGGUACUUGAAGAAAAAGGGAAAAUGGUAAAUGUCAUG